This is a messenger RNA of Gasterosteus aculeatus aculeatus (three-spined stickleback), 6541 nucleotides long. It is a transcript of the gene npc1l1, whose product is annotated as NPC1-like 1. Gene Ontology annotation, molecular function: cholesterol binding; lipid carrier activity. Lineage: Eukaryota; Metazoa; Chordata; Actinopteri; Perciformes; Gasterosteidae. The record is from RefSeq and is a predicted model, not a curated record. Gene Ontology annotation, cellular component: plasma membrane. Gene Ontology annotation, biological process: sterol transport; intestinal cholesterol absorption; cholesterol homeostasis.
AAACUCCUCAUCUACUAAAUAAGGUGUGUUGUGACUCAUCGAGGGAUGGUGAUCCCCUGAACGAACGAUAGUCCAAACCUUCGUGCACACAAUCUGACGCGUGCGGCAGUGACGACGAUAUAUGUGAGUCCUAAAAUGUUACAACCCACUCACUUGAGACGGAAGGGGAGCGUCUAUUGUAGGAAGAGGGUCUGAUUCUCCCAACAAUUCAGGCUAAUUAAUGGAAAAGAUGUAGCUCGCAACACCAUCAAAUGUACAGGCGCUGUGGAUUAAGCAUGCCACGUCUGUUGUGCAUCUCAGGCUCUAGUGUUUGAGUUUCAUGAAGAAACUUGGCAUCUGCUGACAAGUUUCCUCAUGAAACUCAAACAGAAAUGCUCGGUAAGUUGACUGAAACUGUCGCGUCUUGCGUAAUAGCCAAACAGUUGCCGCGUGCAUGUGCCAGGUUAUUUAAACUGAACUUUAGUGUUUUGUUUUGAAACAAACAUGCAGCCCCAGUGCUUCAUGUAGAAAAACCGAUAUACUGUAAUAUUACUCAAUAACAAAAUGAACAAUAAUUAAAUGCCAGAUGGGUCCUUUUCAGAGUGCUUCCCUUUCAAUCAUCCAGUGCAGAAAUGGAACAAUUAAACCUCAGGACCUCUGUGAUCUGGCUUCAACAUAAAAUUUAGCAAAAUCUUUGGGGGAUUGUUGGUUUAGAGCUUUAUAAGUCAAAUAAAUUCAAAUUGACUUUAACAGAUAGAGGAUGACAGCGCAUUGUCUUAAUCUCCAUCACGCAAGGGUUUUAUAUCUUCUCAGUUUUCCGCUGAUGGCAAAGACUUCUAAGGAAAAACCUUCGCCUGUACCAGAGUCCAAAAAGUCAAGAUUAUCCCGUCUAUGAGAGGUCAUAAAUGUUUUUUGAUAAAGACUCAAUCAUAAAGAGGAGAAAGUGAAUGAUGUGUGCAUGACAUUAGCAAGCUGUCAGAAAAGAGGUGGUCAAGAGAAGGUUUUUGAAACCCUGUACCUUUGUCCACCCUGUAAGACUUGCAGCAGCACACGUUGCAAUCUUACCUGCGAAUGUUGGGACUGUUUAUUGAAUUUAAAAAAAUGAUGUUGAGAUUGCCACUCAUGAAUAAUUGGUGCUUGUAGGUUGUGUACUUUUUCAGGGUUGUUGAACAUCAAGUGUGGGCAUAAAAAAAAUGGGUUAACAAACAAUAUCUUUUUUAAUGGUAAAAAUGAUGUGUCCCAUUUCUUCUUGUCCUUUGAACCAUUUCUGUUUAUCACAAAUUGAAAUCACGCACCUUCGCCCCGUGCACCUGCGACAUGAUGGAGUCUUGGUUGAAAGUCCUAUUGGAGCCAUGACCUUGACAUGUCCUUGACAACACGAUUCAAAAGCUGAUCUGAUAUUGUAAGAUGUGAUCCAGGUAGUGAUCAGUCAUGCUGACCUGGAAAUGGAUGCCUCCUUCAAAGAUGUUUAUCUAAAAAGUGAUCAUAAAACAUCUUCAUGGGUAAUUAGCAGAUAUCUCUCUCUACAUAACAGAUCAGAUAUCUUGUCACUUAGAUGAUGGUCUGUCUAAAGGUCCACAUAGUUGUUUUUUAAGUCAACCGAUGUGUCUUCAAUAAAGCAGACGUUGCGGAAUGUAGAGUAAGUAGAUAUACAUGUGAAGUGAAGAACUAGGCGUGGUCAGAUUCUCCUGUAAUGUCUCACGGCUGGAUUUGAUUUGAUCUCCACAAUGAAUAUCUCCCCCCCCCAUGUUAAUUAUCAGACAGGGAUUUAGUCAUCCAUAGCUGUGAUUGGCCAGCCGCGACAUCAGACCAGAUAAGAAAGGUGUGACAUCACAGGACCGAUGACCCCGUACAUGUUGUGAUGUUUUUCCUUCCCCAACCAAAACGCUGUUAGACGGACAGACGACAGGGGAGACUGUCCCUCGCUGUCUUACUUUGUCUGAUGUACCGUCCAACAGGGCAGCUGUGAUUCACAUCCACUCAAUCGAAUACUAUAUUUGCGGACAACGACUCUGAAAAUAUUUGGAAUCAUGUUUCGCGCCGCAGCCCUGAUCACCUUUCUGACUUGUGUGGUGCCGUCAGCGGCCCAACACCAGCCGGGCUACUGCGUUUUCUACGAGGAGUGCGGCCAUAACCCGUCCGUGGGAGGAUCUCUGCUUCCUCCUACCGUCCCGUGCUUGGACUACAGCCGUGCCCGAGCCCUCUCAGGAGCACACUACAAGAAACUCCAACAGGUGUGUCCCAUCUUGGACCGCGGAGAGAGCAACACUUACGCCUGCUGCUCCAUUAAGCAGCUGUCGUCCCUGGAAAUGAGUCUGACCCUAUCCAAAGCGGUGCUGGUCCGCUGCCCCUCGUGCGCUGAGAACUUCGCCCACCUGCAUUGCAUCAACACCUGCAGCCCCGACCAGAGCCAGACAGUAAAAGUCACAAAGGUUAUGAACGUCACUAGCCAGAGCAAUGUGACGAGGGAGGCGGUGGUAGGUUACCAGGCCUUCCUGAGCACCACCUUUGCAGACGGCUCCUUCCAGUCGUGCAAGAACGUAAGGAUCCCGGCCACGGGAGGCUUCGCCAUCGCCACCAUGUGCGGCCGCUAUGGCGCCAAGUUGUGCAACCCGCAGCGCUGGUAUGACUUCCAGGGAGACUCCAGCAACGGCCUGGCCCCGCUGGACAUCGACUUCCAACUAAUAAAAGAGGGACAGACUGAGGGACUUCCCAAGGGCGUCAUUCCCUACAACGGACGUGCCCUGAAGUGUAACGAGACCACGCCGUCUGGAGGCGAGCUCUGCUCCUGCCAGGACUGCCAAGAGUCGUGCCCGAAGAUGCCACCUCCUGCGCUGCCGCCGGGCCCCUUCCAACUGUUCGGGAUGGACGGAUUCCUCGUGAUUUCUAUCAUCCUGUUCUGUCUCCUCAUGUUUGCCUUCCUUUUCUACCUGACCGUGUCCUACCUGGUGAGAUCUUGGAAAAAGAAGGAUGCGGGGAGAGGAAAGGGCAAAGGCAAAGACCAGAACAGUAACGAUGUGACUCAGCAAGCCAUCGAUCCGUCGGAGGUGACUUGUGCUGAAAGGAACAGCAUGGCUGCUCAAGCUUUCUUGAGCAAAGGGUUUUGCCGUUGGGGAACGCUCAUGGCCACCUAUCCUCUCACGGUGCUCCUGCUGUCGGCUGUAGUCGUGGCCGUUUUCAGUGCUGGCCUCAAGAACAUUGAGCUCACCACUGACCCGGUCGAGCUGUGGUCUGCUGCGGACAGCCGCGCCCGCCAGGAGAAAGAUUUCCACGACGCUCACUUUGACCCCUUCUUCAGGACCAACCAGCUGAUCUUGACAGCGCCGGGCAGAGAAGGUCACAUCUACGACUCUUUGCUGUUUGGAGUGCAGAACUUCAGCGGGAUUUUAUCUAAAGAUCUAAUCAUUGAGCUCCUGAAGCUGCAGACAGAAAUCCAGAACAUUGAGUUCUGGUCGGAGGAUCUGAACCGCACGGCGAGUCUGAAGGAUGUAUGUUUCGCACCACUGAACCCAUCCAACCCCAACCUGGCGGACUGUGCAGUCAACAGCUUGCCACAGUACUUCCAAAACAGCGUGGACAACAUCAACGCCAAGGUGAACAUGACGGAGCUGGGAGUUACCAAAGAAGUGGACUGGAGAGACCACUUAAUCUACUGCCUCAACUCCCCCCUGUCCUUCCAAGACAUUACGGAUUUACGUAUGAGCUGCAUGGCGGAUUACGGCGCUCCAGUUUUCUCCUUUCUGGCUGUGGGAGGCUAUAAGGAUGACGACUACACCAAUGCUGAGGCUUUAAUCAUGACCUUCUCCCUCAACAACUACGCUCGGGACAACCCCAAGUACAGAGUGGCCAUGCAGUGGGAGACAGAAUUUCUAAAAAUAGUCCAGGCCUACCAGAAAAACCCUGCAGCUAACUUCACCUUUGCGUACAUGGCAGAGAGAUCUUUGGAGGAUGAGAUUAAUCGGACCACGGCAGAAGAUAUCCCCAUCUUCAUGAUCAGCUACGCAGUAAUCUUUGUUUACAUUUCCGUGGCACUAGGAGAGUACUCUUCAUGGAAACGCAUACUGGUGGACUCCAAGUUUCUGGUGGGUCUGGGUGGGAUACUGGUGGUCGGCUGUUCUGUCCUGGCCUCUAUGGGCUUCUACUCCUGGAUCGGCAUCCCGUCCUCGCUGGUCAUUCUGCAGGUCGUGCCUUUCCUGGUGCUCGCUGUUGGAGCUGACAACAUCUUCAUCUUUGUUCUGGAGUACCAGAGAGAUGUGCGUCGGCCCCAAGAGAAGAGAGAGGAGCAGAUCGGUCGCGUCCUUGGAAACGUGGCUCCCAGCAUGCUGCUGUGCAGUCUUUCAGAGUCUGUCUGCUUCUUUCUAGGGGCCUUGUCCACCAUGCCAGCAGUGAAGACCUUUGCUCUCUACGCUGCUCUGGCCGUGCUCAUGGAUUUCAUACUCCAGAUGACAGCCUUUGUGGCGCUGCUGUCGCUGGACACCCGGCGCCAAGACGACAACCGCUGCGAACUGCUCUGCUGUGUUUCGGUGUCAACCAAGCGUCCUCACGCGGCAAACGAGGGCUUCCUGCUGCCCCUGAUGAGGAAAUACUACGCCCCCGUGCUGCUGCACGGUUACACCAGGAUAAUAGUGAUGGUGGUUUUCAUAUUCAUGUUCUGUGGAUCCCUGUUUCUCAUGUUUAAUGUAACCGUGGGUUUGGACCAGGAGCUGGCGAUGCCCCAGGGCUCGUAUAUGCUGGACUAUUUCCAGUACCUGUACAAAUACUUUGAGGUUGGAGUCCCUGUUUAUUUUGUGACGAAAAAGGGCUUCAACUUCACCACUGUGGACGGCAUGAAUGCGGUCUGCUCGAGCGUGGGCUGCGAUCAGUUCUCACUUACUCAAAAGAUCCAGUACGCCGCCAACCACCCAGAAUUAUCCUACAUAGCGAUUCCUGCUAACUCCUGGGUAGAUGAUUUCAUUGACUGGCUGAACCCUGGAUCCAGAUGUUGUCGUCUGUACACCUUCGGUCCAAAUGCUGGGAAGUUCUGUCCUGCAAGCCAAUCGGGCCUCCUUUGUUUAACAAAGUGUAUGGCUAUUCCUGCAGACGGCGUACUCAGGCCCAAAGUGGAAGAAUUCAACCGCUUCCUCCCUGACUUCCUGGGUAACAGGCCGGACCUGCAGUGCCCCAAAGGUGGCCUUGGAGCCUACGACAAAGCGGUGGUGAGAGAUCCGAGUGGAGAAAUUAUAGCCACUCGCUUCAUGGCUUACCACGUGCCUCUGACCAACUCUCAGGAGUUCACCGCCGCACUGCUGAAGACCAGAGAGCUGGCGCACAACAUCACAAUGGGCAUGAGGAAUAUAAAAGGCACCUCCCCGGACUUUGAAGUAUUUCCUUACACGGUGACUAACGUGUUUUACGAGCAGUACCUGACGAUUGUGCCAGAGGGACUCUUCAACAUCGGCUUGUGUCUGCUGCCGACCUUCGUGGUGUGCUGCCUGCUGCUGGGUUUGGAUCUGCGCUCCGGUCUGCUCAACCUGAUCACAAUAGUCAUGAUCACCGUGGAUACCGUUGGUGUCAUGACGCUUUGGGGCAUCCAUUACAACGCCGUGGCCCUGAUCAAUCUGGUCACGGCAGUGGGAAUCUCUGUCGAGUUUGUGUCUCAUAUGACAAGAUCUUUUGCGCUCAGCACGAAGCCCACGCGUGUAGAAAGAGCUAUGGAAGCCACGGCAACCAUGGGCAGUGCGGUGUUCGCUGGUGUUGCUAUGACCAACCUGCCGGGCAUCCUUGUGCUGGCCUUCGCCAAAGCACAACUCAUUCAGAUCUUCUUCUUCCGAUUAAACCUCGUCAUCACACUUUUGGGGAUGGCUCACGGACUCGUCUUCCUCCCCGUGCUGCUAAGCUACUUUGGUCCUGGUGUGAAUAAAGCAGUGCUGCUGCAGCUCCAGCAGGAGAAAGCUAAGGCCAGACAGGAGCUGGAGCUGAGAAACAGCAUGAGACAAACCUAUGACAACCUGAGCUAUGAAAACAACGAGACGAAACAGGAACCCACGGACUCAAACUCCAUAAAGGCCCCAACAGAAGCCCACAGACCUGCACAAGAGGCAGAAAGCUCUGAUGAGAGAAUACCUCUGUAACAAGGAUGCACGCCGAAAAGAACGGAGCACCACGUAUUUACCUCUGUAUGGGAAUCAUUUACUACAGUAUGUACCUCAAUCAGACUGGGGACGGUGGAACUGGACAACAAAAAAACAGUUGUGCAAUAUUUCUGAGCAAUGCAAGAGUGGACUAUCGCAAAGAGUGGAAAAACCACACAUCCUUCUUCACAAGAUACAGUGUUCAACGAUAUAGUGUUCAGCUUUGAGAGUAUUUGACAGGGCAGGAAGCCGACAAAUGUUCUUGAAUAAGUCAUGUUGUGUUUUUUGUAUUUAAUGUAAUUUUCUGUUUGUGUGAACACUUCACAUUAGCACUUUUGUAAGAGUGAUUCAAAGGAACACACACUCCACCUUUUAAUAUAAAUGUUUGUUAAAUAGCAUUUCUGUAAAAUGAGCAAUCAUUGGCGCAAUAUUAAAUGUAUUGUUUAAACAUA